CUUGAAAACCCGACUGCAGGUCAAGCCCUGAGAGGUGGUAACCCCAGGGAGAGGACAAAGAGGGUCUUUGAGCUUAAAAACUAAGGAUCAUCACUCUAGAAGUGAAAGGGACUCCAGAGAUCAGUUAAUUCACUAUCCCUAUCUCAUUUUACAGAAGAUGGGAAAUUCUUAUGCCGGCCAGCUGAAGACCACCCGUUUUGAAGAAGUCUUACAUAAUUCCAUUGAGGCCUCACUGCGGUCCAACAGCUUGGUUCCCAGGCCAGUUUUUUCUCAGUUAUACUUGGAAGCUGAGCAACAGCUUUCAUCCCUAGAAGCAGCCAGCAGGGGGGACAAUGAAGAUGAAGAAGAAGAGGAAGAGGAAGGACUGGAGUCAAGCGGUCCCCUUAACCUUUAUCAGAUGCACCCUCCUCCUGAAGGAUGCUGUACCACAGAUGGUUUUUGUCAAGCUGGAAAAGACUUGCGACUUGUAUCCAUUUCUAAUGAACCAAUUGAAGUACCUUCAGGCUUUCUCCUCGUUGGGGCAAAGUCUCCCAAUCUGCCAGACCACCUUCUAGUUUGUGCUGUUGAUAAAAGAUUCCUACCAGAUGAUAAUGGGCACAAUGCUCUCCUGGGUUUCUCUGGGAAUUGCGUUGGCUGUGGAAAGAAAGGAUUCUGUUACUUCACUGAAUUUUCCAAUCACAUCAAUCUUAAAUUGACCACCCAGCCGAAGAAACAGAAACACUUAAAGUAUUAUCUGGUUCGGAAUGCUCACGGGGCUCUCAUGAAAGGCCCUUUAAUCUGCUGGAGGGGCUCUGUAGAGCUCCGGAGCAGGCAGAUGUUGUCAAGCACUUGUUCCAGUUCACUGUUCCAAGCUCCAGAGAGUUCAGCUCCCCCAGCUGCCUUCACAAGCGAGCCGGUUCUAGUAGCACACCCAAAUGUUCUGAUGGGCACUCAACUGACAGGCCCUGUAUCUGAUCAUCCUCUUCAAACAUCAGCAAUGAGUCCAGCUGUUUUCAAUGGGAAAGAUUCACCCAAGCAUCAACAGUUAGUGAAAAACAAUUUGUCAGUCCCAACAAGACCCUCGGUAUUAGGCACUUUAACUAACUCAGGGCCUCCCAAGAAACGCCACAAAGGGUGGUCCCCAGAGUCUCCAUCAGUUAUAGACCCCUGCUACACACAAACGAGUGCCCACAGGAUGAAAAGUGACAGUGCAGGAGUGUCCUGUUUGCCCCAGGUGGGUUUGGUGGGACCAGCUGCAAUCUCGUCUCCUGUGGUAGCUGCUGGAGAACCCGUUUCUGUUCCUGAUAAUUUACUGAAAAUAUGCAAGGCCAAGCCUGUUAUAUUUAAAGGUCAUGGCAACUUUCCUUACCUCUGUGGCAACCUUAGCGAUGUCAUAGUAAGCUCCCUUUUGUACACCUGCUACCAGAAUUCUCAGUCCAUAUCUCGAGCUUAUGAACAAUAUGGUGCCUCCACGAUACAGCCCAUAUCAGAGGAAAUGCAGCUUUUACUGACAGUCUAUUAUCUUGUUCAGCUUGCUUCAGACCAGGUUCCUCUGAUUGAAGAUCUGGAGCAGAUAUUUAUGCGUUCCUGGAGAGAGUCUCAUUUGACAGAGAUCCGCCAGUAUCAACAAGCUCCACAACAGCCCUUCCCACAAGUUCCUAGUCACAUUGCCCCUGUAACAUCAGCCCAACUCCCCUGGCUGGCUGGCUUGGCAGCCAGUUCUUGUAAUGACAGUGUUCAUAUCAUUGAAUGUAGUUACUCUUUGGCUGAGGGACUUUCAGAGAUGUUCAAGUUACUCAUUGAAGGGAAGCUUGUGAAAACUAACUACGUUGUUAUUAUAUGUGCGUGUAGGAAUACACCAAUUGACUCCUGCAUUGCAGUUACAGGAAAAUAUCAGGCUCGGAUUCUCUCUGAAAGCCUCCUCAGCCCAGCAGAGUACCAGAAAGAAGUAAAUUAUGAGCUUGUGACUGGAAAAGUGGAAUCUUUAGGUGCCUUUUUUAGCACGCUUUGUCCAGAGGGUGACAUUGAUAUUUUGCUGGACAAGUUUUAUCAAGAAAACCAAAGCCACAUUUCUUCCUCACUUAAUACAUCAGCAAAUAAACCAGCUGUGGUGGAUGCCAGUGGGACACCUUUGUGUACAAGCUAUGGUCUUGAAAGGCAUCAGAUUCGUCCCUUGCAGCUAGCCGUGGCCCAGAAGCUCCUCUCCCAUGUGUGUUCCAUUGCUGACUCCAGCACUCAGAAUCUGGAUUUAGGCUCCUUUGAAAAAGUGGAUUUUCUGAUCUGUGUACCACCCUCAGAAGUGACUUAUCAACAGACCUUGUUUCAUCUCUGGCAUUCAGGAGUUUUGCUAGAACUUGGCUUGGAAAAGGAACAUGUGACUAAGCAGAGAGUAGAGCAGUAUGUAGUGAAGCUGGAUGCAGAGGCCCAGACAAAAUUUAAGGUUUUUCUGCAGAACUCUCUUCAAAACCCUCAUACAUUGUUUGUCCUAAUCCAUGAUCAUGCACAUUGGGAUCUUGUGAGUGCUGUUCAUAACCUCUAUCCUCAAACUGAGCCAUCAGUAGGACUUGUUGAUCGACUACUCAACUGCAGAGAGGUGAAAGAGGCACCCAACAUUGUGACCCUCCAUGUGACCUCUUUCCCAUAUGCUUUACAGACUCAGCAUACCCUGAUCAGUCCUUACAAUGAGAUCCAUUGGCCUGCUUCCUACAGUAAUGGAAUGGACUUAUAUCAGGAAAACAAAAAAUACUUUGGACUCUCAGAAUUUAUUGAAUCUACUCUUUCUGGACACAGCCUCCCUUUGCUCCGAUAUGAUAGCUCUUUUGAAGCAAUGGUCAUGGCAUUAGGAAAAAGGUUUCCUAGAUUGCAUAGUGCAGUGAUAAGGACGUUUGUCCUUGUGCAGCAUUACUCUGCGGCUAUGAUGGCCGUCAGCGGCCUGUCGCAGAUGAAGAGCUACACAUCUGUGGAAACCCUGGAGAUCACCCAGAACCUCAUCAAUUCAUCUAAGCAGUGUGCCUGCGGGCAUGGGCUCAUGGUGGUGCUCCGGAUUCCUUGCAUCCCCCUGGCUGCUGUGGCUUAUGAGCGGCUCUAUCACGUGAGGGAAAGACUAGCCCUAGAAGAUCACUUUGAGAUCAUCUUGGGGAACCCCAAUUCUGCCAUCACCAUUGGGAAACACUUUGUGGAACAACUAAAGAUAUGGCAGAAAAUUGAAGAUGCAGAAUGGAGGCCUCAGACUUACCUGGAGCUAGAGGGCUUGCCUUGCAUAUUAAUAUUUAGUGGAAUGGAUCCCCAUGGAGAAUCCUUGCCGAGGUCUUUAAGGUACUGUGACCUGCGUUUAAUAAACUCGUCCUCCUUGGUGAGAACAACUUUAGAGCAAGAGCUUGGCUUGGCAGCCUAUUUUGUGAGUUCUGAAGUCCCCGUGGAGAAAGUGACCAUAGGUGAGGUCUUGGAAAGUGACCCGGAGAAGCUGAGCAGUACAGAUAAUGAAGAUGAAGAGUUAGUGACUGAAGGUUCUGUGUCAGAGAAGAGAAGUCCUGUCAAAAGGGAGAGAUCAUGUUCCCAUGAUUCGGUAUCUUCAUCUCUUUCCUCAAAAACUUCAAGUAUGGCCUUUGGCAAUGAGUCAUCUCCACCAGUAAUAGCAUUGGGUGAGAGGGCCAGAUCUCCACAUCCUUCCCUCAACAGUGUGAUGGAAGAUGGUGCAGCUGCCUGUGAGAAGCAGAGACAGAAAGUAAGUCAAGGUGCUCAGACUACCACCAGCAGGCACUGCCCUGGGCCAGGAGAACAAGACAUGUGCCCGAAUCCAAAACCAAACCUUAAAAGUGUCCAGGUUUCAGUCACCUCCUCAUCUUCACCAUAUUCUUCCUCUUCCUCUUCUUCCUCUUCUGCACCGACUUCAAAUGCUUUCAUCUUGCAGAACUCCCAGUGCUCCAUGACCAAAGGAUUGAAGCAACCCCCUGUAGUUUUCCUGCCCAAGUUGGUGUAUGACAUGGUUACUUCCACAGACAGCAGUGGCCUUCCUAAGGCAUCUUCCCUUCUGCCCUACCAUUCAGUCACGUGGGCCAGUUCUUUCCGCCCUCUCUUGAGUAAGAUGAUGACUUGCACAGAGCAAUCUCUCUAUUACCGCCAGUGGACUGUCCCCAAACCCAGCCACAUGGACUACAAUAAUCGAAAUGAGGGAAGAAUGGACAACUUUCACCCCAGGAGACUGCUAUUAAGUGGUCCCCCUCAGAUAGGAAAGACAGGCGCCUAUCUUCAGUUCCUCAGCAUCUUGUCUAGGAUGCUCAUCCGUCUGACAGAAGUUGAUGUCUAUGAUGAAGAAGAGAUCAACAUCAACUUAAGAGAAGAAUCAGGGGGGCAUUAUCCUCAGCACAGUGAUGCCUGGCCUGACUUAGAGAUCUUUAAGAAGAUGCCUUUUGACUACAUUAUUCAUGAUCCCAAGUAUGAUGAUGCCAGUAUGAUUUGUUCACACCACCAGAAUGUAAAGAGUGACCACAAAUCAGUAACCAGGAAGCACGAGGAUUUGUACAUGCGGCGCCAGACAACCCGAAUGAGAUUGUCCAAAUAUGCAGCCUAUAACACCUACCACCACUGUGAGCAGUGCCAUCAGUACCUGGGCUUUCAUCCCCGCUACCAGCUGUAUGAGUCCACCCUGCACGCCUUUGCCUUCUCUUACUCCAUGCUAGGAGAGGAAAUCCAGCUUCAUUUUAUCAUUCCUAAAUCAAAGGAGCACCAUUUUGUCUUCAGCCAACCAGGAGGCCAGCUGGAAAGCAUGAGGUUACCACUUGUCACUGAUAAGAGCCAUGAAUUUAUAAAAAGUCCUACUUUCACUCCCACCACGGGUCGUCAUGAACAUGGACUCUUCAACUUAUAUCAUGCAAUGGAUGGAGCUAAUCACUUGCAUGUAUUAGUUGUCAAAGAAUAUGAAAUGGCAAUAUAUAAGAAGUAUUGGCCCAACCACAUUAUGCUGGUUCUCCCAAGUAUCUUCAACAGUGCUGGAGUUGGUGCUGCCCAUUUCCUAAUAAAGGAGUUAUCCUACCAUAACUUGGAACUGGAACGGAACAGGCAAGAGGAGUUGGGCAUAAAACCUCAAGAUAUCUGGCCUUUCAUUGUCAUUACAGAUGACUCUUGCGUUAUGUGGAAUAUGGUGGAUGUUGAUAACGGGGGAGAAAGGCGGAGUGAUUACACCUGGUCUGAAAGGAAUGUUUCUUUGAAACAUAUUCUGCAGCACAUCGAGGCAGCUCCAAACGUCACUCAUUAUGCUCUAAUUGGGAUGCGGAAAUGGUCAAGCAAAACUCGGAGUGGGGAGGUCCAAGAACCUUUCUCCCGUUGUCAUAUCCAUGACUUUAUUAUCCUCAAUGUGGAUCUGACACAGAAUGUACAGUAUAAUCAGAAUCGAUUCACCUGCGACGAUGUCGACUUCAACCUGCGAGUGCACAGCGCUGGCCUCCUUUUGUGCCGAUUUAAUCGUUUCAGCGUCAUGAAGAAGCAAAUUGCUGUUGGUGGCCACAGGUCCUUCCACAUCAAAUCCAAGGUGUCUGAUAACCCAGUGUCCAUUGCACCCUCUCAGUACAUCUGUGCCCCGGAUAGCAAGCACACUUUCCUUGCAGCUCCUGCUCAGCUUCUACUUGAAAAAUUCCUACAGCAUCACAGCCAUCGUUUCUUCCCCCUGUCACUAAAGAAUUAUGGCCACCCUGUGCUGUCUGUUGAUUGUUACCUGAAUUUGGGACCUCAGGUUGCUGUUUGUUAUGUGAGUUCCAGGCCUCAUUCUUUAAACAUCAGCUGCUCAGAUCUGCUGUUUAGUGGGCUCCUGUUAUACCUUUGUGACUCCUUUGUGGUUGCUAGCUUUUUGAAAAAGUUUCAUUUUCUGAAAGGCGCCACCUUAUGCGUCAUCUGUCAGGAUCGUAACUCGCUCCGUCAGACUGUUGUACGCCUGGAGCUGGAAGAUGAGUGGCAGUUCAGGCUUCGGGAUGAGUUCCAGACAGCCAAUGCCAAAGAAGACAGGCCGCUUUUCUUCCUGACUGGGCGGCACAUUUGAAAGAAACAACAGCCCCAUUUUCUGAAAGAGCAGACACUUCAGAAAGCUCUCCUGCCAAGGUGAUUGAUAGCACAUCAGAGCUGAAAAAGGAUCUUAGAGCUCAUCAAGUCCACUCCACCUAUUUUACAGGCGGUAGGACUAGCAACCUAGAGGAGUUCAGUGAUUUGUCCUUGAUCAUACAGUGAGUUACUGACUGAGCUGAAAACCCAGGUCUUCAGAAUGCUUACUUCAUGGGGAAACUUUCACCAUCAAUAGUGCCAUACCCAUAGACCUGCAUAGAGAGCUUCAGAGCUGGAAGGGAUCUUUGGAAUCCAGGUAAACUGAGACCCAGAGAGUAGAAGUUUAGAGAAGAGCCAGGGAUAUAUGACCCAGGUCUCGAUUCUCAUUCCCUUGUGCCCUUUCCACCACAACAUAUUGCUGAGACUUCUGGGACAUUUUGAAACCAUUUCUUUAAGAACAGAGUUUUGACAAUUCACCAUGUUAUCUAUAUGCUUCAAUGACAGAAACUUGUGGUCACUUUUGGGUGACAUUGUACAUUAUUGGAUACUUGUUCCUGAAGUGGAAAUAUCUUCACGUUUGUAAGAAGGACCAAUUACGAAGUAUUCUUUUUCUGCCCAUGUUACCAUACAGGAAAUAUUUAGAAACAGUGUUGAAAAUCACAAAUCCCAGAGAUAUAGGAUACAUCUAAAAAGAGGUCAUUGGAAUAAAAAUUACACAAUCCUAGAAUUUUGGUGGUAUUUAGAUCAAUCGAUUGAUUGAUCAAGAAGCAUCUCUUAAGGGUGUUCUGAGUGCCAGGCACUGUGCUAAGCACCAAAGAUAGAAGGAAAGACAAAAACAUGUUCUCUGCCUUCAAGGAACUCAAAUUCUAAAGAGAGAGACAAUAUGCAAACAACUAUGUAUACAUUGGAUAUAUACAGUACAAAUGGGAGAUAAUCUCAGAGAGGAAGGCUCUGGCAGCGGGGAAAGGGGAGGAAAAAGGAUAAUAUUAGAUUGGAUAAGUUUUUCAUACUUUAGAAACCGGAACAAGGCACCAAAUUAGCCACUUAAUGAAUGCAUUCAAGCACAUGAUUUAAUUUCUUUUAAAAAUGUUUUAUUCAUGGCUUUUCCUUCUUUAUGCUAAUCAUGUCCCAAUAUGCCUUGCUCCCCCCCACAUUGAAUUCUUCUUUUUAACAAAGGAAAACAAUUAUGUAAAACCAAUGGACAAAGUCAGAUAGUAAAUAAUACCAUUUUGUCCCUGUGGUCCCCCACCUCUCUGCUAAAAGGAGAGAAGUGUUUCAUCGUCUGUCAUGUGGUUUAAUUUCCUAACAAAGUUAUGUACUCUGGUUGGUGUUAGAUUUUCUGCAUGAGAACAAUAUAGAGGACUAUCUCUUGCCAAGAGUGAAAAUGAAAGGACAUGUCCUUAAAUGAUGUUAAAUAAAAUGUGUUCUACAGAGGAAAUUAUGUGGUGGCUCUCUGAGGGUUCUUUACAAACGAGAAUUGAUUUACAGAGAAAUGAGAAUGGAAUUAUUCAGUUCACUCAAAAAACAACAACACAGAAAUGAUGGAUUAGCACAGGACCUGUGGCCAUUUGUUUACUAAAAGCUUAUUUUGGAACUUUUCAUUAAGGCUUGGCUUUACUGGCAGGUAAAGUGUACCACUUGAAGUAGUUGCAUAAAUUAAGGACUUCCAGGAACCUAAGUACAGUGUGAGUGGGAGCAAAAGGGUACAAGGAAUAACCAGAUUCCAGAAGGGACUGACAUUUGAGGCAGCAUCUGGGCCAAAGGGCAUUUUUCCAAACAUCCUCUUUUAGAUGGCAUUGAAACGUGCUAAUGGGCAGCAGUCACUUUUGCCUGGCUUGGACUUGAAGACAUCGUAUGAGAAAUAGUGGAACCAAGAAGAAAUAGCUUUGAAAGACAGUGCCGAAGAUUGUAUAUUGAUUUUUCUUUUUCUCCUUAAGGAAAACAAAACAAAACAAAACUCAAAACUUGUGAGUAUGGCAGAUUUGGGUUGAUGUUUACAAAAUUAUUAGUAAAUGGUAACUUUGUAUAUUUCAUUAUUCCUGUUUUGGAAUGAAACUUUACUUUCUGUAGUUUUAUUUGUCUUUUGUAAAUAGUAUCUCCUGUGCAGCUUUCCCUUACUUUGUAUUAGUUAAUUUAAACUUUUAAAAGGUCUUAAUAUUCAAGUUGGUUCCAGCCUUCAUAAAUAAAACUUGCAGUGCACUUAUUGGUUUCUGAUUAUUUGCACAGUUAUGAAAUUCUGUGCAUCCUGAAUUAUUAUUGAUGUAAAAAUAUUCAUUACUGACCUUUUGUUGCAAAUGGGGAAGUUUUUCAUCAGGAUUUUGGUUACUUGUGACAUCCAACUUAAAAAUAUGCAGGGGCAUUUUUAUCUAGUGAACUAGCUAUAACCAAAGUAUGAGAUUCUUAGUCUGGGAUUCAGAACCCAUUUUCUGGUGUUCUAGGCCCAUUGUCAAUCUCUUCCUGCCCUAUUUCUUUUCUUUUUUAAAAAAAAUUUAUUUUCUUAUGUUUUCCCUUUAUAUGAGUCCAGAGGAGGCAGGUGUGAUAUGGUGAAAUAGAAAUAAAUUUGGAGUCAAGACUUAUCUAUAUCUUUAUCAGAAUAAUUAUAUCUGAUAGGGUCUAUGCAACACUUUUCUCCUCUAGUCAUCUAUCUUUUUUGUAGAGAGGAGGAAGUUUACGUGUGGUCAGGAACUAUGAAUUUGGCUUCUUUGUAUUUGUCCUUUUUCCAUUUAUAAUACUGUAGCCAUUGUAUGCAUUGCUCUCAUGGUUCUGCUUACUCUGUUCCACACACAGGGCUCAUUAUGUUUCCAUGCCAGAGUUUUAUUCCCGGGAAGUCUCUAAAAUCCUAGGUUUAGCUUUUUCAUGGUUGCCCCAAAUGUGAAUUCCCAACUGCUGCAUUGUCUUGUAGAGGUGGCUAGGUGGCACUGUACAUGGAGUUCUGGGUUUGUAUUUAGGAGCAAAUGCAGCCAUAGGCACUUUACUAGCUGUAGGACCCAGGGGCACUUACCUCUCUGGGCUCCACUUUCCUUAUUUGUAAAAUGAGGGUGUUGGAAUCAAUGGCUUUUAAGGUCCCUUAUGGCUUUAAAUCUGUAUAACAGACGAUAUAAAUAUUGGGUAGAAGACGUUUUAUUUUACCUACCCCUGAAAAUUUAUAAGAUGUGAAGAAAUGUUCAUUCAUGCUAUUAUAUACCAUGCAGCAUCUUUUGGAUUAUAUUUUUAUUUGUUUUGUUAAAUAUUUCUCAAUUACAUUAAAUAUUUUUUUAACAUUCA
Molecule: messenger RNA, 9273 nt
Organism: Phascolarctos cinereus (koala)
Lineage: Eukaryota; Metazoa; Chordata; Mammalia; Diprotodontia; Phascolarctidae
Source: RefSeq, a predicted model, not a curated record